CAACAAUACUGUCUCUCUUUGUGUUUCUCUUAGGUCUUCCACUCAUCUCCUUCCCUGGGACCAGCAGCCAAGUCUUGUCAACUGACACUAAAAAGACCUGUUUGCACUGGUCUCCAGCCCUGGUUCCCCUUUGAACUUAGUGUCACCCUUGCUACUCCUUGAUCUGGCCUGUCUACCCUCUCCCCUCACCACUUCUUCCAAGAGACUUGAUAGAAGUCGGUAGAGAUUAGAAUCCUCAGGCCUGGGCCACUCCUCCAUUGCCAACCUUGGGAUUCUGAAACAGACUAUUUUCUUAUCAAAUGUGUUUGUUUCAAGCCAGACCCCCUCUUGACUUUCUGGAAACGGGAGACUAUGGUCCCAGGUGCCAGGGACUUGUCCUUGAGGAUCCUGGGUCCUGGGCUACUACCUGUUGAGCAUGAAGCCCUAGGAGAGCCAAGCUUGGUGUCAGCCAGAGACCACAGAGCCCUGACUGUGAAGUUUCUCACCAAGAGGUUUAUCAGCGAAUAUGACCCCAAUUUGGAGGACACCUACAGCUCUGAGGAGACUGUGGACCACCAACCUGUCCACCUGAGGGUCAUGGACACUGCAGAUCUGGACACCCCCAGGAACUGUGAGCGCUAUCUAAACUGGGCCCAUGCCUUCCUGGUGGUAUACAGUGUCGACAGUCGCCAGAGUUUUGAGAGCAGCAGCAGCUACCUGGAGUUGCUGGCCUUGCAUGCCAAGGAGACGCAGCGCGGCUACCCUGCCCUGCUGCUGGGCAACAAACUGGACAUGGCCCAGUACAGGCAGGUCACCAAGGCUGAGGGUGCGGCCUUGGCAGGCAGGUUCGGGUGCCUGUUUUUUGAGGUCUCUGCCUGCCUGGACUUCGAGCAUGUGCAGCAUGUCUUCCAUGAGGCGGUGCGGGAGGUGCGGCGGGAACUGGAGAAGAGCCCCGCGGCCCGGCCCCUCUUCAUCUCUGAGGAGAAAGCCCUGUCUCACCAGACCCCGCUCACAGCCCGACAUGGGCUGGCCAGCUGCACUUUCAACACUCUGUCCACGAUCAGCCUGAAGGAGAUGCCCACUGUGGCCCAGGCCAAGCUGGUCACUGUGAAGUCAUCCCGGGCCCAGAGCAAGCGCAAGGCACCCACCUUGACCCUACUGAAGGGCUUCAAGAUCUUUUGAGGACCCUUCUAUAGGAACCUCAGGCUCGGCUGAGGCUUGGGGCUGCAGGGCAGGGGCUGCCUUGCCUUCCGAUGUACCAGAGGCCCUUAUGCUCGGGUCCAUAGCAGACUCCACCUCCAGCACCAAGCAGUCCCCACACGCUCACUGUGUGAGCCAGAGGACACGCAGGUAUGCUGCUCUGAGUCCCUCCAGGCCUUGGGCUUCAUGGUAACCUCUGCAUCCACCACCCUGGAGAGAAGCUGCCCCUGUUACCAACCAGAGACCUGGAACCAAGAGCGAGCAGAAAGGAACUGCGGUGCAUAUCCUGUGCCAUGACUCUUGCCUGCUCCAGCCACUGCUAGGCCCGCUGCAGCCCCGGUUCAAAGCAGCUUUAUCUAUGUGAAGGCUUGUAGCAGGCUACAGGAUGGCUGGCCCUGGGGCCCUACUGCCACCUGGUGGUAGAAAGAGGUAGGGCAGUUGUCCGGAGGCCCAAAGCUGGUGCCUCCCGUGUCUUCUGAUGUCUUAAAACCCCAGGCUACAAACCUUACAGUUUAUCCAAGAAAAAUCCGGCUAAAAUAAUCCUAUGGGAAAGCCUGGAUACGGCAAUGAAAUCUGGAUGGGAGCAUUUCAGCACUUGCCUCUCAGUGAAGGGUGCAGAGAGGGGCUGUGGAUUGUCCAGGCUAGUGGGGAGCCUCCAGCAUUUUUUUUCACUAGCCUUUGGGGACUUUUGUGACCACUUUAUUAGUAGACCCGCCCCCGCCCCCUCGGAUCACCCUUCUUGACCUUAAUGACGAAGGCUGCAGAAAGUCAUUCUACACAGGUAGGUGUAGUCUGGUUUGGUUGGACCUAGAACCCUCAGCAAUGGAUCUGAGUUUUCAAAGCUCACUUUGGGAAGAUAGAUCCCAAUGUGUUUGGGAUUAAUAAGGUGGACUUUGGCAUCAACCAUUUGGUGUUUUACCAGGUCUCGGAUGUGAGAAGGCUGUCCAGCUACAGCUGUUUCUUACUGUUUACCACAAACUCUAGAUGAGCUGGUUCAGGAGGGGCAUUAGAUGGGCUGAGCCAGGCAUCCUAACCUAGGAAGUCUGCUCCUUCCACACCCAGCCAACAGACGAAGGAGCUUGGACUGAAAAGAUCUCUAACCCAGUCUUCAGCUCUAUUCUGUAUCUGGAGAUGCUGAGGUCAGGAGGAGGCUGUGAACUACUCAAGAGCAUGUACCACAAGCCCUGGCACUGAUCCUGACCAACAGGCCAGAUCUGAACUUUGUACUGUUUAUUUCUUUGAGACAGAGUCUCUUUAUUAUGUAGCUUUGGCUGUCCUGGAACUCGCCCAGGCUUGAGUUGAACUCACAGAGAUCCACCUGCCUCAGCCUUCCAAGUGCUAGAAUUAAGGCUUCCACCACACACACGACUUUGUACAUUUGAUCCAAGCCACUUGUGUGCUGGGGAAUAUUAUUUUAAGCUAUUGGUUUAUGUUGCAUUUGUUUAACUCUGUGAAGCUGUGUUACUGUGCCUGUCUAAAACACCUGAUGGUCUAAUAAAGAACUGAACAACCAAUAGGGAGGAAGGAGAAAGGAUGGGUGGGGCUGGCAGGCAGAGAGGAUAAAUAGGAGAAAACUGGGGGAAAGAGAGAGAGAGAAGUAGCCAGAGAAGGAGGUGGACUCCAGGGACCAGCUACCCAGCAAGCCAUGGAAUAAGAGUAAGAUUUACAGAAGUAAGAAAACAGGAAAAUCCCAGAGGCAAAAGGUAGAUGGGAAUAAUUUAAGAAAAGCUGGCUAGAAACAAGCCAAGCUAAGGCUGGGCAUUUAUAAUUAAGAAUAAGCCUCUGUGUGUGAUUUAUUUGGGAACUGGGUGGCGGGCCCCCAGAAAGAUCAAAACAAACACCAACACUUGUGUGCGCUUCAGAGACUACCAUCGUUUGAACCAACCAUACACUUCCAACUGCCCACCUGGAGAAGCAUUUUAAUAAAAGACUUUUUUUAAAUAAUGAA
Peromyscus eremicus (cactus mouse) is the source of this 3127-nucleotide messenger RNA. It is a transcript of the gene Rasl12, whose product is annotated as RAS like family 12. Gene Ontology annotation, molecular function: GTP binding; GTPase activity. NCBI's taxonomy places the organism in Eukaryota, Metazoa, Chordata, Mammalia, Rodentia, Cricetidae. The transcript has 6 exons. The record is from RefSeq and is a predicted model, not a curated record. Bases 352 to 1161 code for a protein of 269 amino acids.